CUUUUAAAUUUUAACAAAGAAUUACGCCAUCAGAAUGUCGAAGAAAAAAUAUAACUUUAGAGAUGUAUCUUACGGCUUGCAAAAACUUAGAAACUUUCUAUUAGGAAGAAAACAUACACUUCAUGGUCGAUUUCCUCCCUUAUUAGCUCCACGUACUAUUCCACCUGCUGAGAUACCAAGGGGACCCGAUUCUAAAUAUUCUGAAAAAUAUUACUUUAAAAGAAAUGCUUUUAAUUCAGUUCUACCACCAGUUGUGGCACCAGUGGCUGAAGGCCCACCUAUUUUAAAAGAUCCAGUCAAAAAAAUUGCUUCUACGGUUAUUCCUCCUGACGCCAUAUGUUUUAACUACGCUCCAACACCAGGUCCUGCGUGGUGGUGGGAUGGCCAUUUCUACUACGAAAACGUGCCGGAUCCGAUUCGUGUUCCUCCAGGAAGUGCUUCGCCCUGUCCAUCUUCACCUCAACAAUAACAACAAU
Molecule: messenger RNA, 476 nt
Organism: Nymphalis io (European peacock)
Lineage: Eukaryota; Metazoa; Arthropoda; Insecta; Lepidoptera; Nymphalidae
Exons: 2
Coding region: 35-469 (144 amino acids)
Biological process (GO): mitochondrial electron transport, NADH to ubiquinone; ATP synthesis coupled electron transport
Cellular component (GO): mitochondrial inner membrane
Source: RefSeq, a predicted model, not a curated record